Cyprinodon tularosa is the source of this 1418-nucleotide messenger RNA. RefSeq names its product transmembrane protein 88 b (gene tmem88b). The coding region runs from base 142 to 825 and encodes 227 amino acids. Gene Ontology annotation, molecular function: PDZ domain binding. The record is from RefSeq and is a predicted model, not a curated record. Lineage: Eukaryota; Metazoa; Chordata; Actinopteri; Cyprinodontiformes; Cyprinodontidae. Gene Ontology annotation, cellular component: plasma membrane. The transcript is spliced from 3 exons.
ACUGUAGGAAAACAACUAAAGGAAUAAAAAGGAACGCAGCAGAGUCUGUUAUCUGCAGUCCUGAAAGGAAGUGAGAAAAAAAGCAACAACCUGGAGGAGGAACAGCAACAGGUCCAAAGGGCCACACAGCACAACUUCGCAAUGAGUCUAAGCAGCACUCUUGAGAAGGGGGCCCACCAUCAAGCCUUGGAUCUUUCUGAGGAGCUACCGCCUCACCUCCACCACCAGUCUAACCACCAGCAGCAUCUUCACCAUUCCAAUUCCAUGGCCUCCACCAUGGCUGUGGGCGGAGGGAGAGAAACCCCCUCGCGUGUGGUCAUACCUCCUCCCUAUUCUGCUGCUGAGAACGGAGCUGGAGGUACUGAGGCUCCGCUGGAGCUACGUGGGUCCCUUGACUGCUGGGCCUGCUCUGUGCUGGUGACCGCCCAGAACCUGGUGAUCGCUGCCAUCAAUGCCUGCCUCGCCGCCGUGGUGUUUGGCACCAUCCUGACCCCAGCCAUAGUAAUGGUAGUGUUCGGCUUCCUGUGUCACUCUACGGUUCGUCCCCACGGAACGACCCCCUACUGCUCGGACCUGCUCACCGACGGAGGCUGCGUGGCCCUGCUGGUGGUGGGCUUCCUCCUGGUCACUCCUCUGCUGGUUCUGGCGUUGGCUGCGUACUGCCGCCUAGCCCGACACCUCCAGCUGGGCUUGUGUUUCAUCCCAUACAGCAGGGCCGUGUACAAGAACCUGCCGCCCAGCCAGCACCGUGGCCUGGGCACCGGCUGCUGCUCCGGCGGCAGAGAUGGAGGCGAGAGCGGAGGGAAGGGAAAGGUUUGGGUGUGAGAGGGGGAGAGGAAUGGUGAGAAAAAGAUGGAGAUGAAGAAGAUAAAACAUAAAAGGGAAGCAGAGAGAGAGAGGAGAAAAAAAUUAUUCAGAAACAUGAAGCGAUAUCAAACUAAAGUAACACAGAGAUUAUAUGAUGAAUGGUAAUGCAGGUCAAUCAGGUGUGCAUGUGUGUGUGGAAGAUACUUCACUGUUUCUAUUGAUCUGGAACUGGAGCUUCUUCACUUUGACUAUUUACAUUUAUUAAAAGCUUAACUUAGUUAAUCUUAGUAACAAAUCCUGUCUGUUACAGUAGAUUAGAUUAAAAGUAAAAGCUUUAAAAAUGUGCGUCUGAUUGAAUCUCAAAUCGCCAUAUUAGCCGGACAUGCAGCCGUCUCAACUUUCCUGAAUAAAUCGCAGGAAGAGGAAAUCUGAAAAUAGAGCUGUGUAAUGACACAGAGCAUAUUUGUUUCCUAUCACAUUUAUAUUGUCAAGGAAAACUUGUUCCUGUGAAGUGAAGUUUAUUGUUUACCACUGUGAACUUUGCUUGCAUCAUUUCCUUUUUUUUAUAUAAAUAAAGUUCUUGGAUUUUUCCCGAGUUGUUUGUCUUUUAA